Molecule: messenger RNA, 321 nt
Organism: Paramecium sonneborni
Lineage: Eukaryota; Ciliophora; Oligohymenophorea; Peniculida; Parameciidae
Source: the annotation of a GenBank genome assembly
AUGGCAAAUAUUAGCAGAAGUAUUGUUAAUUUAAUUAUAGAGGUGAUUUUAUAAAAUAUAUAGUUAAGAAAAUAGAUUGAUACAAAUUACUAAUUUAUAAUAAUUAGUAAGAUAAAAUUAGAACUUAAAAUAUAGAAUUAAUAAAUUCAUUAAUCAAUUAUCAAAAAGGAUCUUAAAAAUCAUCAAUUAAAUACAAUGACUAUAAUGCAGGGAAAAAUCUAAAAUUCAUUUUUUAUAAUACUUAACAUAAUUAUCAUUUCACUCUUUUAGAUAUUUAUAGAUUUAUCAUUAAAUUCUCCCAAAUACUUCUAAAUUGAUUGA